Molecule: messenger RNA, 1149 nt
Organism: Cylindrotheca closterium
Lineage: Eukaryota; Bacillariophyta; Bacillariophyceae; Bacillariales; Bacillariaceae
Source: the annotation of a GenBank genome assembly
AUGAUGUUGGUCCAGCAUUGCGUUCAUUCCUUCCAUCUUCGGUCGAUCCGACCAACCACUGCUGUAUCGGCGGGUCGAAUGCUCCAAGAGCGAUCAUCCAAGACAGCUCUUUCGCGACUAUUUUCUGCAGUUUCUGAUGGGGCUGAGAAGAAGAGAGUUGUCUUUUUGGGCACUCCUGAAGUUGCAGCUACCUCGCUCAAAAAGCUAUAUGAGGUUUCCCAAGAAGAUGGAAGCACAUUUGAAAUUGUCAGCGUCAUUACACAGCCCCCAAAGCGAAGACGAAGAAAAGGAAAGCUGGAACCAAGUCCUGUUGGAAAGGUUGCAGAAGAGCUAGAAUUAGAAGUGAUAUCCCCCGAAAAAGCUAAAGACGUGGAGUUUUUAGACCAUUUGGAAAAUAUUAUCAAACCUGAUUUAUGUAUAACAGCUGCAUAUGGACAAUAUCUUCCAAAAAGAUUCUUGGCAGCCCCAACCCAUGGAACAGUGAAUAUCCAUCCCAGUUUGUUGCCCAGAUGGCGUGGUGCGAGUCCCGUUCAGCGAUCAUUGGAGGCAGGCGACAAUCCCGUUGGUGUGACGGUUCUCUUCACUAUAUCCAAGAUGGAUGCUGGACCAGUCAUUAGUCAAAAAGAGGAAAUGAUUGAUGAAAAUGAUACGGCAACCAAUGUUUUGCCCCACCUGUUUGAUAUUGGUACUGAAUUGUUGGUCGAUGCCAUGCCGGGUUUGCUUUCGGGAAAGAUCACAAUGGAUUCGGCAACGACACAAGACGAAGAUUCAGUGGUUCAAGCGGCAAUGAUUCGUCCUGAAGAAGCAGAAUGCAAACCAUGGGAAGAAUCGGCAGCCACCAUACACAACAAAUUACGAGGUUUCAGCAUGUGGCCUGGGGCGUUUGUUUACCUAGAAGUUGGGGAAGGAAUGGAGGCCGCCAAGUUCAAGUUGUUGGAAACUCGAGUUCUUGAUGAAACAGCCGAUGCAACAGAUGCCGUCUUGCCUGGAUCAAGCAAAAAGGAUGGAUUGCGUUUGGUCUGUUCUGAUGGAUCCGUUUUGGAGAUCAAUAGAUUGCAACCAGCAACACGUAAGCCUAUGGAUGCUCUUUCUUUUGUGAAUGGGUUGAAUGGAAAGACAGUUCGUUGGGUCAAGACUCCUUCCGAAUAG